AAUUUUAGGAGGCAGGUAUGUAUGUAUAUUCUUUCGAAAAAGGUCCACUUGGCGAAUACGUACUUAGCGUGAGGAAAGACCGCCACAUUCAGACCUCUCCUUCUACCUUUCCACCUUCCUCUUCCCACCGUCUCAUUUCGAUUUUUCUCCUACUCGCUACCUACCUUCUCCUCUUUCACCUUCCACAAAUCCCACCUUUCCCCAUCCCAAAUUCCUUCAUCCACGAUCCACACUCUCCAAUUGACACAAAACACCAGCUUUGUUUUGUCAAGUGAAGUCAAUCAUGGAGCCUAAAGACGCGCCUCGGCGCGCAAACAAACGAGAUCGCUCUCGAACAAACAGUCCUCGCGACACCAAGCGAGCCCGGCAAUCAUCGACUCCGGCCAAACCCGUGUUUGGCCGACUCCAAGUUACCGCUGAUACCGAUGGCAUCAGCCAAGUCACCAGCCAUCGCCCUGGCCAGGCAGUCGUCGACUUGAUAGCGGACGAUGUGUUCGCCUUACACGGGCCACGAGAGCAGGCCCACGAAAUGCUCGACAAGAUUAUGAAGCACAGCAAUGGUUCUGUCUUCACUGCCGUGUACCGUUUUGAGCCAGGCCCUCAAGCAUCGCGGGAUGACAAGAACACUGGUCAUGCUUCAGCUGUAGCCCCCGAUCUGUCCGGCUCUCCUCCUCCCCUUCUUUCUCACUCUACCGAGGGAUUUUUCAGCAGCCCGUUAUCCAUAAAACUCAAACAUGGAACGGGCCUUGAUUCGAGCGGCACUACUGACCAACAGACCGGUGGCCUGUUUGAAGGUCGCCGCAAUGACCGCGAGGUGGCUAAGCAAGAGGCUACUAUGCCGUCCACUAGCAACGGUCAAGCCCAGCGACCCACCACUGACGGACAGGAAGAUGAUAUGCUAUCCCCAGACUUUACUCCCAGUCGCCGCCAGGGAUUCAAGAAGGCACCAGACCCCGACUCUCACCUGAAAUUCAAAGAUCUGGACUUUGACUCCAGAGACUUUGAGUUCUUGAAGAGGGAUCAAGAUUGCGCUGAUGUGGUUUGUGGCAGUUGCUCGGGCAAAGGCCACCAUUUCCUGGAUUGCGUUUGGCCUGAUGCUCGAGGCGAUUUGGUGGGCUGUCCAUUCUGCAACACCAAGGAGCACGUCAUGGACAACUGCCCGCAGCAGCCGACACUCAACGAUUUUGAAUGGACUCACAUCCUCGUCUUCCGUCGAGCCAACAAGCCGUUGCUUAGAACCACGCGCAGCUGGUACCAUUAUGCCGAACUUGCCAACCGCUACGCCACAGGUGCUGCUGUUCAUGGUACAAUGGAUGCGCAUGAAUGGAACUAUCUACUGUCCAAGGGAUUCACAUGGACCAGAUCCUUUAGCCAGAAUCUGGUCAAGUCUAGCAACUUGUCGCGUGGCCCCUGGCUCCGUUAUAACUACAAAAACGACAGCGCCGCUCAGUGCGAGUUGAAGCGUGACCCGGAAACGAUGAACCACUCCGUCGUGUUUUCAAACGAUCGUCUGAAGGACGAGCGGUUCAUCCCCCGCUAA
Messenger RNA from Colletotrichum phormii, 1540 nucleotides. RefSeq lists its product as uncharacterized. The coding region runs from base 284 to 1540 and encodes 418 amino acids. The record is from RefSeq and is a predicted model, not a curated record. Gene Ontology annotation, molecular function: nucleic acid binding; zinc ion binding. The transcript has 3 exons. NCBI's taxonomy places the organism in Eukaryota, Fungi, Ascomycota, Sordariomycetes, Glomerellales, Glomerellaceae.